Sorex fumeus (smoky shrew) is the source of this 723-nucleotide messenger RNA. Its product is annotated as ras-related protein Rap-1b-like. Gene Ontology annotation, biological process: Rap protein signal transduction; cellular response to cAMP; negative regulation of synaptic vesicle exocytosis. NCBI's taxonomy places the organism in Eukaryota, Metazoa, Chordata, Mammalia, Eulipotyphla, Soricidae. The annotation marks the transcript as partial. Gene Ontology annotation, cellular component: plasma membrane. The record is from RefSeq and is a predicted model, not a curated record. Gene Ontology annotation, molecular function: GTP binding; GDP binding; GTPase activity. The transcript has a single exon.
UGCACCUUGCGUGAAUACAAGCGUGUGGUUUUCAGCUCAGGAGGUGUAGGAAAAUCUGCUCUGACUGUCCAGUUUGUUCAAAGAAUUUUUGUUGAAAAAUACGAUUCUACGAUAGAAGACUCUUACAGAAAGCAAGUUGAAGUAGAUGUACAACAAUGUAUGCUUGAAAUCUUGGAUACCGCAGGAGCAGAACAAUUUACAGCAAUGAGGAAUUUGUACAUGAAAAAUGGACAAGGCUUUGUAUUAGUGUAUUCCAUCACAGCACAGUCUACAUGUAAUGAUUUACAAGAUCAGAGAGAACAGAUUCUUCGAGUUAAAGACACUGAUGACGUUCCAGUGAUUCUGGUUGGUAACAAGUGUGACUUGGAAGAUGGAAGAAUUGUAGGAAAGGAACAAGGUCAAAAUCGAGCAAGACAAUGGAACAACUGUGCAUUCUUAGGGUCCUCUGCAAAAUCAAAAAUAAAUGUUAAUGAGAUCUUUUAUGACCUCGUGUGGCAAAUUAACAGAAAAAAUCCAGUGCCUGGUAAUCACUUAUCUUCACUUAAUCUUCACUUUGAGUGCCUGGUAAGGCCGGCAAAAAGUCCUCCUGAUUUAAUACACGAAAUGCAUUGUAGCUCUGAGCCAGGUCUGAAGAAUUGUUGCCCAAUUCAACAGUGCCAGCAAUCCAACUUUAUUAAACCUACCAACAUCUUAAAUGGACUUUCCUGUGGUGGUACUCUUUAA